Messenger RNA from Trichoderma asperellum CBS 433.97, 540 nucleotides. RefSeq lists its product as uncharacterized. Gene Ontology annotation, biological process: mycotoxin biosynthetic process. Lineage: Eukaryota; Fungi; Ascomycota; Sordariomycetes; Hypocreales; Hypocreaceae. The record is from RefSeq and is a predicted model, not a curated record.
GCUCCCAUUCUCAACUAUAUUAAGCUGCCAUUCCGGACAAAGCAAAUUAGCGCCAGAUUAUUCCCGGAGUCAUCCGAUCCAAUGGCUAUCUUUGCUGCACCCCCAAGCAAAGAGGUGGAUGAUGCAUGGAGCAAAGUGUCUCGCAAUAUGAUUUUUGGCCUUACACGCCAAGAUCUCUUACGUCUCGGUAAAGACCCCGCUACAGCCGUGAAGUAUAGCCCAGAUUGGAAUAUCUCCAAUGGAGAGGAGCGGUACCUCGGGGUUCUGGACGCUUUCCACCAAGUACAUUGCCUAAACAUGCUGCGCCAGAAUCUCAUUAUAAACUACGAUUAUUACUGGGGCAAAGUUUUUGGAUUCAGGCCUGAGGCUUUUCGCGAGAGGCAUUUGAGUCACUGCACAUCGAUUUUGCUGCAAAACAUCAUGUGCCACGCAGAUUUGGGUGUUGUUACCCAUGUCUGGCGAGAGGGCAACCCCGUUCCGUGGCCGGACUUUGGGAUAAACCGACAGUGCAGGGACUUUGGCGCUUUAAUGGAUUUUCGG